AAGAGAUAGAUGAUUUAUCUGUAGGAAUAUAGUUUUUAUAUUAGAAAAAUAAAUUGUCUAUGUUUGAAUUGCAAGUAUCUGAGACUAAUGUCAACUUUUUGUGUGUUUCUUUUUUGUUUUUUUCUUACAGAUUGUUUUGCUGCAUUUCAACGACUGACUUUCUUUCCCCCUUCAGUUCAGUUUUUAUUUUUUUGUGUGAAAAGAAAUAAAAUAAAUAAAAUUGUAUUUAUGUUGACACCGAGCCAUCACAUGCUACAAAGAUGAAAAUAAACCAUAAGACGCAUGUUGAAAAGACACAGAAGAAAAAACAGCAACACAUAAUAAUAAAUAAAAUAAAAAUGCAACACACGACGACGACGACGACAACAACAACAAAAACAACGACGACAUUACCACCAAUUCAUGCAACAGCACCAGCCAUGUCCUUGUCAAAAGGAUGGAGACUGUUGUUGUUAAUGACCAUAUUUGUUUGUUGUGUGGCAACAACAACAGUUGAGGCACAAUGCCCUUGGCAAAGAGACAUACCCGAUUUGCAAACAUCCUGUAUAUGUUCAUAUAAUUUAGGCAGAGAAUUGUCGGUGCAGUGUGACCAGGUACACUUUCCCACUUUAUUGGAGGCCUUAAAUAAAUAUGCCAAACAGAAACCCAUUGAUUUGUUGUAUGUCAACAAUUCCACUGUGGGCCAUUUACCCGAUGACAUGUUUAUUAAUCUUAGUUUGCACAAUGUCCAAUUGUCCAGUUGCAAAAUAUCGGAAAUUAGUGAGGGCGCCUUUAGGGGCCAAGAGUUGGUGUUGAAAAAUCUAAAUCUGCAGGAGAAUUUACUGGACGAUGUGCCCAUAGCUUCUUUAAGAAUAUUAAGUAUUUUAAAUUUAUUGGAUUUAUCCAAAAAUCGCAUAACCACAAUACCCGAUGAGGCCUUCAAGAGCUCAACGAAAUUGUCUACCUUAAAGCUAAAUGACAAUAAUGUCACCUUGUCGUCGGGAGCUUUCAGGGGUUUAGAGAAUAGCCUAAAGAAUUUGAAUUUGAAGGGCACACGUCAACGUCGUGUACCCGAGUGCAUAAGAGGUCUCAAGAGUUUGGCCUUUUUGGAUCUAUCGUUGAAUGGCAUCAAAGAAUUGCCUGGUGUGGGUGGCAUACGUACAUUUGAAGGUUUAGAUUCUUUGACCGCCCUCAAUCUGGAGCGCAAUUUAAUACAGAGUUUGGGUGAAUCCUCGUUUGCGGGUGUCCGCAAGACUUUGAGUUCCUUAAGUUUGUUGAACAAUCUUUUGGCCGAAUUUCCAGUGGGUGCUAUCCACGCUCUGAAGGAGUUGAGAGUUUUGGAUAUUGGUUUUAAUUUGUUGACCACUUUGCCGGAGUCGGCGUUCCGUGGCAAUCCUAGCAUUACGUUAUUGGCCUUGGAUGGUAAUCCUUUGCCGACAGUACCUGAAAAAGCCUUCUCCCAUUUGAAUGCCACUCUGCGCGGUUUGUCGUUGGGCGGUCGUUUUCUGCACUGUGAUUGUAAGUUGCGUUGGGUGGCCGAAUGGAUUCGUAAUGGAGAUUUGCAGGUGACCUCACGCGAACGUAAUCCACAAUUUUGUGGCAGUCCCAAUCGUUUCCGUGAUCGUGGUUUCUACUCCAUACAAGCCGAUGAAUUAACCUGUCCCGAUGACAGCGAAGCCGAUCUAAAUGGUCCAGUCGGUGUAAUUGAUACACUGCAGCCCGUGCAAAAGCCAACCAUUGCACCCAGUAUAGUGCCUUUAACUGUUAACCAAACACAGGCAAGUGCUUCCAAUAAUGUUCCAAAUGUGGUGUCAACAACAACCGCUGCGCCAUCAACUACACGUUUGACAACGACGACGACAACAACAACGCCGGCUACAAGUCCAACUACCGCAAAAACCACAAAUACUCCACGUUCUACAACAACGACGACGACCACCAAAGCAACAGCAGCAACUACACCCGUUCCUCCGGCUGCCUCCCCCUCAUCGUCGGCUGGUUCUGCUAGCAGUGGUAACUCUUCACAAUUACCUGUACAGCCAACACUACAAUCCACAGCCGGCAUUGGUUCUGCUUCACCUACAACCAUCACAAAUCCAAAUGCUGCUAAUGCAAAGCCAGUACCUGCAUGGCGCCAAAAUGCAUCCGGCAGCAGCAGCAGCAGCGGCAUUGGCAGUAGCAGUAGUGGCACAUCCGUCAGUGGUACACCACACAAACAACAACGACCUCCCCUAGUGCUGGGUUUCCCACCCCAACGUGGCACACGUAUUGAUGACUCCAACGAGGUGCAAGUGAAAAAUGCCUUCCGCCAAGACAGCUCUGUCAUCAUACAAUGGGAUUCCGAUACUGCGAACAUUUUAGGUUUUCGCGUUGUCUAUCGUCUGUUUGGUGAGAAAUCCUUUAAGCAAGGACCCCCACUGGAGGCCAGCGAACGUGAGUUUAAAAUCAAAAAUGUUCCCGCUCAGGAAUGCAUUAUUGUGUGUGUGAUAUCGUUGGAGGAAUUGCAUGUAACGCCUGAAACGGUGCCCUAUCAACAGUGUCGUGAAGUGCGCACUGUAGCUUCGCAAACAUCGAAUAUGGACAAGAUAACGAUUGCAGCAAGUGCGGCUAUUUGUGGCACCAUUAUUGUGGCUGUGAUUGUUUUUAUAGCUGCGAGCAGACGUUCUCGCAAACUACAAACGUCCCAACAAAAGAGUCCACUGCCAAUUGGAGGUUUGCCCGUAAAUUGUUGCGGUCCAGCCGGUUCACCAGGACCACUUGGCUCAAUAGCAACGCUUUCGGCAUUCAAUAAUCACAAGGAAUGGGAUCAAGUAUCAGCAUAUAGUGGUCGUUCGAUACCACGUCCUAGAAUAUAUCCCAUGGAUAAUCAGGAUGAUAUGCGUAGUCAUUUCUCGGGUAUGCCCGGCAAAUUAGCGAAACCCAGAUCCAUUGCUGAUGGUCAAUCGCAGCACAGCUUUUCCAAUAACUCACAUCGCGGCUACCUGGGCACAGCAUUUCCCUCGAAUUUGGUCAAUUCGCGACCAGAAUUAAGACAAUCGAGACAAUCGUUGGCGGCUGCUUCUGAAAGGAUGUCGCGUGCCUCCUAUGCCGGCUCUAUGCAUGGCGGCCCACAAAGCGUAGCGUCUAGUACACGUCGCUCAAGACCGCGUUCCCGAUCACGCGAUCAAUUGAAUACCACGCACAUGCAUAAUCAUCGACCUGGAAGUCGAUACUCAACCGCUGGUUCUACCCACACUCUAAAUAACUAUUGCGAUACAUCGGACAAUUGGACUGAUCAUGAUAUGGAUAUAUACAUGGCUAGAAAUCCAACUACACGCAAUGGUUUAGUGCCAUUAUGAGGGCGUGUUAUGUUAUCCUGAUAUUUCGAUGUUGUAUUAAAUUUAGAUGAGAUUUUCUGACAGUACGUUACGCCUUCCGGUGGUGCCAAUAACGGUGCCAGGGAGGCGUAUUCAUUAUAUGUGCAACAGCAAUUACAAUUACAACAGCAGCAACGUGAACAACAACAGCAAUUACUACUACAACAACAGCCAUAUCAUUUCAAUGAAAAUCAUUAUAAUCGUAUUAGACGUACAGCCUCUUCAACUUCAUCUUCCUCCUCUGCCAGCAACUGUAACAACAACUCUACAUCGUAUCCACGUUGUACAUCACCACCUGAUGUGGUGCCAAGAUUACAAAAUACAAAUGCCGGCAACGCCACCGCCGCCGCCAAUACACCCACAAUACCUGAAGAAUAUGAACACAAUGGUAUUGUUGUUGAAAAUUAUUUCAAUGAAUACGAACGUCAGGAAAUUGUACAUCAUCAUCAACCAAAACGAAAACUAAAUUCAACGAAUUUAUAUACAAAUUCGAAUUUAAGUGCGAAUGCGAAUACGAAUACAAAUAGCGUAAGUGAGGGGGGAGAGGAGUUAAUGGUGAAUAAUUCAAUAUUCACCUUGUCACCAGCAUUGCAACUUCACCACCCUGGUAAUGUAGUAGUAUAUCAUCAUUCACAGCAGCAGCAACCACAACAACAACAGCAACAACCGCAACAAAUUAACGAUUCAACGAGUAAUUCUAAUGCUAUUACUAAUAAUUCUAAUUGUAGCAAUAAUAACAAUAAUAAUAAUAAUAUUAUAAAUAUUAAUAAUAAUAAUAAUAGCAAUAAUGCUAGUUUAAAUAAGGAAAUUUCUGUUAACAGUAGUGAUGAUGGUAAUUUUAGCACAAAAUGAAAUUUAAAACAAAAAUUUGUAAAAACCUCCUCUUUAUCAUUGAAACAAAGAUCAUCACUAUUUGUUAAACUAAAAAACAAAAUUUAAAAUAUUUAGAACAACGAAAUUACAAACUUAUAAAUUAACUUUUCUUCUUUAUUUUUUUUAUACAAAAUAUACCUAUAAAAACUUCAAAUGAUUUCAAGCCAUUAAAACAGGCUUGAAAUCAUUUGGACAUUUAUGGUUUUUUCUUUAAAAAAAAACAAAAUUCUAAAUUAUAUAGCAAUUCUAAAAUUUAAGUCAUUAAUUAUAUUACUAAUCUAAAAUUACCUAAGGCAACAUAUGCAAUAUUAGAUUUAGAACACUCAUUUACACACUACAAAAAGAGGUGCAAUUUUUUUUUUAAAAAAUAAACAAAAUUAUUUUGUACAAAAGAAGAAAAAAAAUUUGUUAACCAAAAAACCAAGUCGUCGUGGUAACAGCAGGUUCUAUUUUUUAUAUAUACAACAAAACAAAAAAAAACAUAUAUUUUCCUUACUUUUUAACUUUUUAACUAUGAGUAUUUUAUAAUUUUUAUUUUAAAAUUAACAUCAAUACAAAAUUGCAAUAGUAUUUGAUUAAUAAAACAAACAAAAAUAAUAAAUUAAGAUUUUUAUUUUUUACAAUAAA
Molecule: messenger RNA, 4835 nt
Organism: Calliphora vicina (urban bluebottle blowfly)
Lineage: Eukaryota; Metazoa; Arthropoda; Insecta; Diptera; Calliphoridae
Gene: haf
Product: leucine-rich repeat and fibronectin type-III domain-containing protein hattifattener
Exons: 9
Coding region: 261-3317 (1018 amino acids)
Cellular component (GO): extracellular matrix
Molecular function (GO): protein binding
Source: RefSeq, a predicted model, not a curated record